Molecule: messenger RNA, 528 nt
Organism: Aspergillus terreus NIH2624
Lineage: Eukaryota; Fungi; Ascomycota; Eurotiomycetes; Eurotiales; Aspergillaceae
Exons: 2
Coding region: 1-528 (175 amino acids)
Source: RefSeq, a predicted model, not a curated record
AUGCCCGUCCCUAUUCAAAUGAUUCACAUCCACUACCGAGAGAAACGCCUCUCGCUGCUCGACUCGGACGACAUAACGCCUUUGUACACCCUGGUACGACUCCCUCAAGACUCAAAUCCCAACGUCGGUGGUGAUACCGGCAAUAGCACAGGCAUAUGCACCGCCGCAUUUGAAAAGCUGAGCAUGGACGUCGCCCUCUCCAUCCACGACCAGCCUGUCACUCUCCGGCGGCUCGAUAUCUUCUCGCGCACUUAUGCCUUUGAGAGCAUCGCUCUAGCAGGCACCGUCCUUCAUUGGGAGGCUGAUGGGGCUCUGACUGGUGACUUCAAACUUGUGAAUCAGCAUAAUAGCCAGGUGUUGGCUCGAUUCCAUAACAAGGUGUUUUCUGUCACGGAGGUUGGGUCCUUUGAAAUGGUCGGUCGUCUGUCUGAGAGACUGAAAGAGGAGAUUGUGAUCAGUGGGUUGGCGGUGCUCGUGAUGGUCCAGAGCUUGAACUUGGCUAGCAUGGUUUUGAUGGGCAAUCCUUGA